AUGUUACCUUACCCUAACCCUCACCAUUUCGGCGUCUCCCAAGAACCCCCACACCCAAACCCUACCGGCUUCCCCAUGCUUCCGCCGGGCGCGCAUCUGGAGCAGCAGCGCUACGUGGACCAUCACUUCUUCCCCGGCCACGGCCACUUCAACUCCGAGACACUGGAGGCGGUGCUGAGGCCGACGCGCGCUGCUCCAGAGUGCGAGGCCGUAGUGGCGGCGGCGCAGGGUGGAAGAAGAAACGGUGUGCCUGCUGCCGCCGCCGGCCAGGGCCAGGACCACGCCCCGGCGCGGAAGCGGCCGUUCCGGACGGACAGGCACAGCAAGAUCCAGACGGCGCAGGGCGUGCGCGACCGCCGGAUGCGGCUGUCCCUCGACGUCGCGCGCGACUUCUUCGCGCUGCAGGACCGGCUCGGCUUCGAUAAGGCCAGCAAGACGGUGGACUGGCUGCUCACCCAGUCCAAGCCGGCCAUCGAACGGCUCGACGCCACCGAGCCCUCCCAGCGAAGCGUGGGCGGCAGCGACGACGCAGCUUUGUCACCCCCGACGUCAGGGGCGGCUGAUGGAUCAGGUAAGAGGGGAGGAGUUGCCGAGAAGUUGGGCUCCAGGAGUGGGGGAUCAGCGUCCAUGGAGAUGGAGCACACCUGCGAGCUGGACCGCCUCGUGUCGGCCGCACCAGUGCUUGGUGAGUACUACUACGGCCUCAGCGAAGUGAUGAGCAACGACAACGGGGGAGAUGGCGACGACGAUGGUGAGUACGAGGAAGACGGUGAUUUCCUGGACGGUAUGCAAUAUUAG
This is a messenger RNA of Miscanthus lutarioriparius, 798 nucleotides long. Lineage: Eukaryota; Viridiplantae; Streptophyta; Magnoliopsida; Poales; Poaceae. The record is from the annotation of a GenBank genome assembly.